AUGACUACUAUUCAAGUGGCUACUCAAAGCGAUGAGAAGGAAAAUCAUAACGCGAGCGCUGUUGGCUUCCUUCUCAAGGCAUGUCCGACUUCUCCAGCUGGCUUAAGGCCCUGCUGCCCGAGUUUGAAUUUCUCAGAUCAAAACCACGCUUCAACCAAUCAAUCUACAGAAUGCGCCACUCCGGGAGGAGCUGAAAGUCUGUCCGGUUGGGCUGUACCGCAGUCAUCCGUCAAACGAAGUUUAAUAACUGUGGGGUCCACAUCUGCCUCACCGGCUUCAAGAGUGCGUGCCGAUGAUAGUUGGAUUCUUCCAUCUGAGCGGCCUCCUCCAAAUGCUCCUAUACUAAUCGGAUCUGUUUCGGAAGUAUUGGACUUAAGCUAUAGACAUGAAUCCAUGCGAGACGUGCUAGGUUCUUCGCUUUCUACAUUCCCAGACUCAAAUCCUGAUCCCGACCUGUCUUCAUCCCUGCCUCCGCCGCUAUCUGGAGGCAGACAUAUGGUCACGCCUGUCCCUAGUCUGUCUGACUGGCGCCUUCAGACGACUGGUCAGCCGAGAAAAGCAAAACGAAUCUCUGGACUUAUAUUUCAGCUCUCCAGCACUUUAGAACCCACUGUAGAUCCAGAACAUCUUGAAAAGGACAUGGUAACUCUUAGUACAUGCAGAACGAGUGACUGA
This is a messenger RNA of Protopolystoma xenopodis, 675 nucleotides long. NCBI's taxonomy places the organism in Eukaryota, Metazoa, Platyhelminthes, Monogenea, Polystomatidea, Polystomatidae. The record is from the annotation of a GenBank genome assembly.